AUGGAGGAGGGAUCCAGCUCGCCUGUGUCCCCCGUGGACAGUCUGGGCACCAGCGAGGAAGAGCUGGAGCGGCAGCCCAAGCGCUUCGGCCGGAAGCGGCGCUACAGCAAGAAGUCAAGCGAAGAUGGCAGCCCGACCCCAGGCAAGCGCGGCAAGAAGGGCAGUCCGAGCGCGCAGUCCUUCGAGGAGUUGCAGAGCCAGCGCAUCCUGGCCAAUGUGCGCGAGCGUCAGCGCACCCAGUCGCUCAACGAGGCCUUCGCCGCGCUGCGCAAGAUCAUCCCCACGCUCCCCUCUGACAAGCUCAGCAAGAUCCAGACGCUCAAGCUGGCCGCCAGGUACAUAGACUUCCUCUACCAGGUUCUGCAGAGCGACGAGAUGGACAAUAAGAUGACCAGCUGCAGCUACGUGGCUCACGAGCGUCUCAGCUACGCCUUCUCCGUGUGGCGCAUGGAGGGAGCGUGGUCCAUGUCCGCCUCCCACUAGCGCCGCGCCACCCACCUCCGGAC
This is a messenger RNA of Microtus ochrogaster (prairie vole), 506 nucleotides long. It is a transcript of the gene Twist2, whose product is annotated as twist family bHLH transcription factor 2. The record is from RefSeq and is a predicted model, not a curated record. Lineage: Eukaryota; Metazoa; Chordata; Mammalia; Rodentia; Cricetidae. Gene Ontology annotation, molecular function: DNA-binding transcription factor activity, RNA polymerase II-specific; protein dimerization activity; RNA polymerase II transcription regulatory region sequence-specific DNA binding. Gene Ontology annotation, biological process: developmental process; regulation of transcription by RNA polymerase II.